Molecule: messenger RNA, 885 nt
Organism: Naegleria lovaniensis
Lineage: Eukaryota; Heterolobosea; Eutetramitea; Acrasida; Naegleriidae
Exons: 1
Coding region: 1-885 (294 amino acids)
Source: RefSeq, a predicted model, not a curated record
AUGUUCUCUUUGCCUCCUUCGUUUUCAUCGGACCCACAUGCUCAUCAACAACAAAAUACUGAAAGCCCCAAUUUCAUGACGAGUAUGGUAGAGCGAGAAUGGUUUGAUCUCUGCUCUCAAAUUGGUAUUCGUGAAUUUUCAACCAUUUCCAAAUGGUGGCAAUACAUUCGGAAUGAAUAUGAUCAGCCUAACUCUCGUUUCUAUCAUACGACCACACAUUUAUUUCAUUUACUCACCCAAUGCAGAGAUUUGUUUGAAAAAGAUUCCCGAUUUGGUGGCUCCAAACUAUUAUCCAUGACAGAUUUCAUCAUUAUACGACUUGCAAUUUUCUUUCAUGAUGUUAUUUAUGAUUCCACUCGAAAAGAUAACGAAGAAGCGAGCGCUCGUGUUUUCAUGAAAUUUGUAAACGAAGCAAAACCAGAAAUGUUGAGAAACGAGGACGUGAAGCGAGUGGGCAUGUUUAUUGAAUGCACGGCCAACCAUUUAUCUCACAAAGAUAAGAAGGAUCAAUUGCUGUUUGCUUUUUUAGAUUUUGAUUUGGCUGUGUUGGCAAUGAAUACACCAAAAGAAGAAAUUCAGUUUUUCAAAGACAUUCUGGUCGAAUGGAGAAAUAAGGAAGAAUUUUUGCAGAGUAGUUAUAUGAAACAUUAUGUUGAAAAUGUGAGAAAAGAAUAUGGUCAUUUAAGUGACCAAGAAUUUGCAAAAGGACGAAGUGCAUUCAUUCGAAAAAUGUUGGAAAAUCCUGACCAACUCUUCUACACCUCAGAAGCAAAAGAAAAAUUAGAGAAACAAGCUCUUGUGAAUCUCAACAUGGAGCUCUCUCUGUAUACAGAGCAAGAAGAAGAAGAAGCGAUGAUUGCAUCUGUACCUUCCAACUCUGAAUAA